UCGCAGAAGUUUCACUAUUGUUAUGGAUAUACUUUUGCUGCCUUAUUCUGCAAUCAUUCUGUGAUCUAGAUCUAGAUCUAGAUCUAUAUCAAGAUAUUUUUCAAACAUCAGUGCAGUUAUGGGUAUUAGGCCAUCGAAUCUCAGACAAAUGCUCGGGGAUCAGCCCUCCAAGGAGAGAUGUUACCCCGUUACAAGUUAUCUCCCUUUCAACAAAAACCUAUGGCCUGCUGGAGCACAUGGACUUCUGACAGACUUUCAUGUACUGCCGGAGAAAUUGCACCGUGCUGUUGAUGACUCCUCCUGGUUUUGGUGGUGCGAUGCACAGUUCGUUCCCUUCAAUGAUGGCCAUCUUUUUGCCACUGCUUCUGCAUUUCAACCUCGUGCAAUGCACCACUGGAUUUCUCAACCCCGCAUACCAAAUGGGAGAGUUCUUCUGUACAAUAUUGAAAACCCUGACAGACUUCGGUGCGAAAUCUUCAGCCGCACUAGCUGCUCGGUUUUCCCCAAGAUGCAGCCCCACCCGCUGGGCCAGCUCAUCUGCUACUGCGGCACUGGGGAAGUGGCGGUCCUGGCAUCAGAUGCUGACCCCGUCUACUCUCGCUCCCGAGACCUUACAAAUGCCGUACAUGUUUACUGUGCUGUAUCCAGUAAUGGCAUCUUCCUGGCGUGUUUGAAGAGAGGGAUGGGUGUCUUCUUCUUAGAGACCCACAUUUUGGACGUCAGUCUCAUAGGUGCUGACAGCGUACGCUGUCAUAACCUCUGCCCAGGUUUUUUGCCUUCUAAAACAAGGGCAGACAAUGUAGCAUGUAAGUUUUCCCCUGACUGGAACCUCAUUGCAGUGAGUGGUGCUGGGGGCUAUCUUUUUAUGGUGGGACGUCGCAAGAUGGACUUGGCGAUCAACGUUUGUCCUGACUUAGUGGACGAUGCUCUUUCUGCCGCUCAAGCUUUUGACUUUAACCCGUGUUUUGACUGUGAAAUUAUCACCAUUGGGACAGCCAGCAAGAAAAUACAGAUUGUUGAUAUAGAAAAAGAAGAGAUUCUUCUGUCAGUCGACACAGAAGAACAUAUAGACUGCAUAACCUACAGCACAGAUGGUACGAUUUUAGCUGUGGGCUUUCACAAUUUUGAUAUUCACAUUCUUGAGAGUGAUGAACUAACCUGUGUCCACUCAAUCCCCAUGUCGGAACUGUGCCAAGACCAAACUCAGCGUGUUUAUCCGUACUAUCCGGCUGUGCAUAACCUGAGCUUCUCCCAGAAUGCGGAGCAUCUGGUCAGCACGUCAUGUGAUGGUCACCUUCGACUUUGGAGGAUACCCAGACAGUUCUCACUUCAGGAGCUCUGCAGAGACCGCAUUUUGUCUUGUGUGCCCAUCAGGAAAGUGAAAAGACUGAAUCUUCCCCAAAAAAUCAAGAACUUUUUGGUUUACAAGUACAACUGAGGUCCUUUUUGCAAGGGGCAGCUAUGUUUGUGAUGCUGUUGUCGUUAAAAUUUUGUUGUAUUGAACACAGGUUGAAAUUGAAUGUGAUGCAGCAAGCCAAAAUAGUUUUCUUGUCAUGCAUAUUGAACUCCAGCGGUUAUGGAAAAGCUGUUUGAGACAAGAAAGGGGGAAGGGAGACAAAGUUAAUUGUUCAAUUUUUGUGCAAGGUAAAAUCAUUUCAAUUUUUAACUGAUUCAUUGAUAAGGGGGAAUAAGUUUACGCUACAUAAAGGUGAGGAAGAAGAAAUUAAAAUGUUUAUUAUCCAGGCUAGGAAGAUGUAAUUUUUACUACAGUAUUGAGAAAAGAAAGAGGAAGUUAUCCUCCUAAAGUCAUAAUGUUAAGUAGAAUACAAUGAAUCUUACAUCUAAAAAAUAUGUCGGGUCCAUCCUCCAAUUUUGUUGAAUCAAUGAAAUCAGUGUGAGACUAACAUAAAUGUUUUAGAUCAGUAAUGCUUGGGGAAUGUUUGUUCUAAUGUGUCAGGAUGCAGUGCUAUGAUAGCAAAAAAUAUCAGGUUUAUUUUUUGUGUUUGUUUCUAGUUUCCUGAUUUAACUGUGGUUUGGUGGUAAAAAAGACACAUCUUUUCUUGACACAAUUUUGAAUGUGUUUGACUGACCCUAACUAAAGCUAAGACUAAGGACUGAACUGAUAGUGAAAUACAUGCAGUCUCUGCCUUAGCUCAUACUGUGUGGGAGGACACCCUGCUCAAAUGUUUGCUUUUGGAAUAUACAGUCAAACCUCGUUAUACUGCCAGCCUUGGAAUGGGCCUGAAGUUGGCGGAACAGCGGGGCUGACGAUUCAACAGGAGUUCCUUUUUUGUAUAGCCCAGACUGCCCAAUGUCAAGGAUCAUGAUUCUGCUGUGCGAUCUAUAUUUGAAAAGUGUCUUUUACUUGGUGAUAUACAUGUACAUGCACUUGUAUUCAGAGCCAAGUGUCUUCUCUCUCUAUAUAUAUAUUUCU
Messenger RNA from Aplysia californica (California sea hare), 2434 nucleotides. RefSeq lists its product as uncharacterized. Gene Ontology annotation, molecular function: protein binding. The record is from RefSeq and is a predicted model, not a curated record. NCBI's taxonomy places the organism in Eukaryota, Metazoa, Mollusca, Gastropoda, Aplysiida, Aplysiidae. Gene Ontology annotation, biological process: intracellular signal transduction.